GUCCUUGAAUACCCGCCUCCUCCCCCUCCUUCAGUUCCGGUUCAGUUCAACAUGGCGGCCGGUGGCUGACAAGUAAAAAUGUUUACAAGAGUUUUAUUUGUUCACAAUUUAAAAACUUGUUUUAUAUGAAAAGAACCGUUUAAUGAGAAAGUUCUUUUCCUGACGAUGGAACCGUUCUGAUCGGACUUGGACCUGAACACGAACGGAGUCAUGGAGAAGUUCGGGAUGAGUUUCGUAGGCGGGCCCAGUCGGAAGGAGCUGCUGGACUCCGUCGAGGCCCAGAAGAAGCAGCUGGUCCAGUACCAGAGCCGCUUCAAGGACGUGGUCCAGGCCUACAAGAGUCUUCUCAAGGAGAAGGAGGCUCUGGAGUCCAGUCUCAAGGUCCUGACCGUGACCCAGGAGGGUCAGAGUACCACCAGCACCGCCCCGGACCUCACAGAGGACGGCUGCUCGCUGCACAGCGAGGACAGCGUAGACACGUCCAGUGAGACCAGAGGGGACCAGUCCGAGGAAGACCAGGGAGAACUGACGCUGAGAGCCGAGAGGGCGGAGCUUGAGACCAGCAGUGUGGGAGCUGAGACUCAACAGGCCACGCCCCUCCCGAGCCUGGAGGCGGAGCGUCGACUCGCCCAGCUGAAGAGCCAACUGAGCACCCUCACUGGCGCUCUCGCCACAGUGACGCAGGAGAAGUCUCGAAUGGAGGCGAGUUUCCAGGCCGACAAGCGUCAGCUGAAGCAGGAAGUGGAGGAGCUGCAGGAGCGUCUGGUCACCGUGACGACGCAGCAGGAGGCGGAGCUGCGCUCGCUGCAGCUGCAGCUGGCCGAGGGUCGAGCUCGCAUCAUCACGCAGCAGCACGAGCGCGAGCAGGAGCAGGGCGACCACGUGCAGCAGCUGAGGGAGCUGCAGAGGAUCCUGCAGCAGGAACGAGACCUGCGACAGGACGCCGAACUCCACCUGCAGGACGCCAACACCGCCCUCUUGAUGACAUCACAGGCCGCAGACCGGGGGGCGGAGUCCGAAGUUCAUCUGAAUCAGGUGAGGGACGAGAGAAAUGAGCUAAAGAGGAGGCUGCAGGCUGCAGAGGCAGACCAGAAGAAACCGGAUCCCAGAGUGGACGAGCUCCAGCAGGAGCUGACGGAACUGAAGAACCACUUCCAGAAGAAGAUCCACACCGAGACCAGGAAGGCAUGCGAAGUGGAGGAACGCGCUCGUGAACGUGCUCAGGCUGCAGAGAUCCGGAUCGCAGGUCUGGAGCAGCGAGUGUCAGAGCUGUCGGAGCUGCUCGGUGCCUGUGAGAAGACGAGGCAGCGAGACCAGCAGGCCGCUCAGAGACUCCGAGACCGGAUCCUGCAGUUGGACACUGAGAACAAAACGCUGGCCAUCGCCGCCUCCAGCAGGUCCACCUCGGACCUCGGCCUGGACGAGUCGCAGCUGGACGUCAGCGCGCUGAAGGAGAAGCUGGGAAAAGUGAAGAAGCUGCUGCUGCUGGCAGCUCAGAGGAACCCAGACCAGAACCUCCGGGACCUGGCAGAGGCGGAGGCGGAGCCGGGUGGGGACAGAGCCUCCGCGCUCGUCUACCAGCAGGAGCUGCGGCAGCUGAAGGAUGAGUUUGAACGUUACAAGCUGCGAGCGCAGGUGGUGUUGAAGAACAAGAACACCAAAGACGGCAGCCAGGCCAAAGAGCUGGAGGAGGUCCGGGACCAGCUGGUGGAGUUGAAGGAGAAGUACAUCAACCUGCGGAUCCAGAGCGACGAGGACAAAGUCCAACACUGCCGGGAGCUGGAGGAGCGGCAGCAAGAGGCGGCGCUGCUGCAGCAGAGCCACAGACAGGAAGUGGAGCGGGCGGAGGCGCUGCACCGCGACGAGCUGUUGCGCCUGGAGGCGGAGCUUCACAAACAGAGGGAGCGGACCAUGGCCCUGCUGGACGAGAAGGACCUGGAGCUGGAGAGGUUGCGGGCCGCCGCCGCCGCGCUCGUCCGCAGCAACGACCGUGUCGAGGCAAACGAGCCCGAGCCCGAGACAGAGGGCGACAUAGUCGGCCAGGCGUUGCAGAGAGUCGCGCCCGCCGAACCCACGCUGCUGCUGUACGCCGAACAGCUGUCCAGGAAGGAGGUGGAGGUCGGCAGCCUGCGGCGGCAAAAACACCGGCUGGAGGAGGACCUGCACCAGCUGCAGGCUCGGCUCAUCGCUAACGGAGAGCGGCACGAUGAGGAGGUGACGGAGCUGCGAGGACGACUCGACAAACUGAUCCGUGACCAGAGCCGAGAGGGCGCCAACAUGGAGUACCUGAAGAAUGUCAUCUACAAGUUCCUGACGCUUCACGACGCCAGCGAGAGGCAGCAGACGCUCACCGCCAUACUCACCAUCCUGCACUUCAGCCCCCAGGAGAAACACCAGGUCCUGAGGCUGCAGGGGGCGACAUGGUGGACCAACAGGAAGUAACACACCUGAAGAAAAAACACCUCGUCCUGGUGGACCAACAGGAAGUAAAACACCGGAAGAACAAACAAUAAUCUGGGUGUAUUAGUAAAGUAGUUUUUUCUCUGGUUCCUCCUCUUGAUUGAUCUUGUGUUAAUAAAGUUUCAGUUCUUCUGUACAAACUGUAUAUGAACAUAUUAAACUUAUAUGAUGAGAUCAUCAUGACCUUCAAAUCAUUGAGAUGUAUAUUUUUCAUUGCUUAUUGAAAUUAAACUUUUUCUUCCUGCUUCACGAA
Scophthalmus maximus (turbot) is the source of this 2713-nucleotide messenger RNA. RefSeq names its product GRIP and coiled-coil domain containing 1 (gene gcc1). NCBI's taxonomy places the organism in Eukaryota, Metazoa, Chordata, Actinopteri, Pleuronectiformes, Scophthalmidae. The coding region runs from base 211 to 2442 and encodes 743 amino acids. The record is from RefSeq and is a predicted model, not a curated record. Gene Ontology annotation, cellular component: Golgi apparatus. The transcript has 4 exons.